Macadamia integrifolia is the source of this 2524-nucleotide messenger RNA. RefSeq names its product external alternative NAD(P)H-ubiquinone oxidoreductase B3, mitochondrial-like. The record is from RefSeq and is a predicted model, not a curated record. The transcript has 12 exons. Bases 310 to 2364 code for a protein of 684 amino acids. Lineage: Eukaryota; Viridiplantae; Streptophyta; Magnoliopsida; Proteales; Proteaceae. Gene Ontology annotation, molecular function: NADH dehydrogenase activity.
CGCCCCGUUAAUAACAUCCACGUGGCCACUUUCUAGGAACCUCUCUGUAGAACCUCCCUUGGACAAAUGAUUCACAGGUGUCCUCGUUAUCAAUCAAAAGGGACCACGACCGGUCCACCAGACAGCCCAACGUUUCAUACGUCUUCGCCCUAUUUAAUAGUUUUUAUUUAUUUAUUUUUAUUUUAUUAUUAUUGCUCUUCACUGCCGCCCCGUUUUAUAAAUUCUUAACAUUCCAGAGGGAAUUGUUUUUCAUUUUCUGCAGGUCUUCUGGUUUCGUGUUAGAUCAAAGGGGCUACAGAGUUUGCAACCAUGAAUGUGUUCUCCUUCUACCAGAGAGCUUCUCGAGCUUUUCAUGACUACCCGUCGCUUUCUAAGCUGAUUGUUAUCUUCACAGUCAGUAGUGGUGGUCUUGUGGCUUAUUCUGAUUCAAAAUCAUAUCAUGGUGCAAAUAAUGUUAAUUCAUCUCAAAUGGAUUUUAAGAAGAAGAGAGUGGUGGUACUUGGAACUGGUUGGGCUGGGACGAGUUUCUUGAAAAAUCUUGAUAGUUCCUUGUACGAUGUUCAGGUGGUGUCACAACGUAACUAUUUCGCAUUUACCCCUUUGUUGCCAAGUGUUACAUGUGGGACUGUGGAAGCACGCAGCAUUGUUGAACCAAUCCGUAACAUUAUUGGGAAGAAAAAGGAAGAAAUUCGAUUUUGGGAAGCUGAGUGUACCAGGAUUGAUGAAUCAAAUAAGAAGGUUCAUUGUCGGUCUGUUCAAGAGGUGGGUUCAGAUGGGAAAGAAGAAUUUGUUGUGGACUAUGACUACCUGGUGAUAGCCAUUGGAGCUCGUGUCAACACCUUCAACACACCUGGUGUCGAGGAGAAUUGCCAUUUCUUGAAGGAAGUGGAAGAUGCUCAAAGGAUCCGUAGAAGUGUGAUUGAUUGUUUUGAAAGUGCCAGCCUUCCUAUCCUAAGUGAAGAAGAGAGGAAGAAAGUUCUACAUUUUGUAGUUGUUGGAGGUGGUCCAACUGGUGUGGAGUUUGCUGCUGAGCUUCAUGACUUUGUGAAUGAAGAUUUAGUUAAAUUGUACCCCAAGGUCAAGGACCUCGUAAAAAUAACACUUUUUGAGGCGGGAGAUCAUAUUUUGAACAUGUUUGAUAAACGGAUCACUACUUUUUCUGAAGAAAAGUUCGCAAGAGAUGGUAUUGACGUGAAAACAGGAUCAAUGGUUACAAAAGUAACUGAUAGUGCCAUCUCUACUAAGGAAGUGAAAAGUGGGGAGGUUUCUUCUGUACCAUACGGGAUGGUUGUCUGGUCGACUGGAAUUGGGACUCACCCUGUCAUUAGGGAAUUUAUGAAUCAAAUCGGUCAGACUAAUAGGCGUGUUUUAGCAACUGAUGAAUGGCUUCGUGUUGAGGGAUGCGAAAGCACAUAUGCACUCGGUGAUUGUGCCACCAUAAAUCAGCGCAAAGUCAUGGUAUUUUCUACCUUUUAUUGGUGUUAUUUUAUUUAUUUUUAUUUUUCCAAAAAUAGGUUGCGGUUGCCCAAUGGAAAACUUGCUAAAUUGUUAAUUGAUGAGCAACUAAGUGACAAUUUUGUCUCCAAAUAUGUGGUGGAUGUGUUGUCAGAGAUCAAUCAGAUUAUUUUUGAGUUGGAGGAUAAUGCUUACCACAUGCAUCGAAAAUUUGAUCUUCAUGGAUUGGUUAAGUCAAAGAAAGUGAUACCCCCAGUACAACCACAAGUUGAACCAGAGGCAUCAACACAAGUAGAAGGCCGUCCUAUUGUGGAACAGGUGAUGACAACAGAAAGAGAAAAAAUUGUGGAUCAAGUAAUGAAGGACAUCAAUGCAGUGCCAGUUGUUCACCAUCAUGAAUUCGUUCUUCCCCAUGAUUUUUCGGACUUGAAUGCGCCUCCAAAGCUUCUCAUCAUGGAUUUUGUUCGCGAUGCAGACGACGAGCAAUUCACCCCCGUUCAUGGUAAAAAGUCUGUGAACGCAAGAAAUAAACAACAAAGUACUGGGUGUUUCCAAUUGGGCCGUGAAUGGUCUACUAAGAGCUUAAUUGCUUAUAGUACUUGUAACUGUGGACAAUCUGGCGCUCCACUAUUGUUCGAGAAGUUGGAUAUAGAUCUUGGUAACUGUGAUUUUAUGGUACAAAAAUUAAAGAUUCUUCUAUGGUACAAGCAUUUGGGGCAAUUCGCUCCCUUGGGAGGAGAACAAACGGCAGCCCAAUUGCCCGGAGAUUGGGUAUCAAUAGGUCACAGCAGCCAGUGGCUUUGGUACUCUGUGUAUGCCAGCAAGCAAGUUAGUUGGCGCACAAGGUCUUUGGUCAUAUCUGACUGGACGAGGCGAUUCAUUUUUGGGAGGGACUCGAGUCGCAUCUGAGGUGCAAACUUUGAAUGCUUAUAGACUACUUCCAAUUUCAUACUUGCUCUACACAUUGCUUCCACUACAUUGCUUCUGCUGAUGUUUAAUCCUUUUACCACUCUUUUUACGUUGGAGUAUGAAAAAUUCUAUCAAAUGCCAAGUUAUGUUUUCCUCUUCU